This is a messenger RNA of Hippocampus comes (tiger tail seahorse), 2597 nucleotides long. RefSeq names its product myocyte enhancer factor 2aa (gene mef2aa). The record is from RefSeq and is a predicted model, not a curated record. Gene Ontology annotation, molecular function: DNA-binding transcription factor activity, RNA polymerase II-specific; protein dimerization activity; histone deacetylase binding. Lineage: Eukaryota; Metazoa; Chordata; Actinopteri; Syngnathiformes; Syngnathidae. The transcript is spliced from 10 exons. Gene Ontology annotation, biological process: cell differentiation; positive regulation of transcription by RNA polymerase II. Bases 356 to 1906 code for a protein of 516 amino acids.
CCCCUCCUUCCUCUCAACACACCCCGAAAAUAGCAGCUCAGCGUGUUCAAUGUGAACCGAAAUUACGUUUUGUCCAGCGGAGCCGCCGGUAGAGUGUCUCCAACAACACGACCCGGGACGAAAAAGAUUGUGCCGGGUGACUGCUGAAGAGCAUAUGGUGCGUGGAGACCAGUGAAAGUGCGCAUACCAGAAGAAGGACUUGCACAAUGUGCUAGGAGGGCGGUGGACGCGAACAGUGUGUGCGUGUGUGUGCGUGCGUCUGUUUGUGCAUGUGUAUGUGGGUGUAUAUGUGUGUUUUCGAUUGUCGAAUAUUGUCCGUGAAGAGUCUGAGAGACGGGAAAAAGCACAAGGAGCCAUGGGGCGGAAGAAGAUACAGAUCACCAGGAUAAUGGAUGAAAGGAACAGACAGGUUACUUUCACAAAGAGGAAGUUCGGCUUGAUGAAGAAGGCUUACGAGCUGAGCGUGCUGUGCGACUGUGAGAUAGCCCUCAUCAUUUUCAACAGCUCCAACAAACUGUUUCAGUAUGCCAGCACGGACAUGGACAAAGUGCUGCUCAAGUACACCGAGUACAACGAGCCCCACGAGAGCAGAACCAACUCUGACAUUGUGGAGAAAUUAAGAAACAAAGGCCAUAAUGACUGUGCUAGCCCCGAUCCCGAAGACUGUUUCGGGCACAGCCCCCUCACCGAUGACCAUUUCGGCAAACUAAGCGAAGAGAGCGAUUUAAUGUACAAGCGUUGCGGUGCGCUAAACAAGAAAGAACACAGAGGUUGCGAUAGCCCGGACCCCGAUGCCUCGUAUGUCCUCACUCCUCACACUGAAGAAAAAUAUAAAAAAAUUAAUGAGGAGUUUGAUAAUAUGAUGAGAAAUCAUAAAAUUCCCACAGCGUUGCCUCAGCAGAACUUCUCCAUGCAUGUGGCCGUGCCCGUGUCCAACCCUAACGCCAUGUACCAGCCGGGAGGCGUGACUCUGGGCAGCCAGAGUUUAGCGGCGGCCGCGGCCUCCCUCGGCGACAACGGAAUGCUGUCCCCUCCGCAGGCCUCCUUGCAUAGGAAUGUGGGCUCCAGCGGAGGGCCCCAGAGGCCCACCAGCGCAGGGAACGGCUUCGCCAACCCCAGGGGCUCCCCGAGCCUCCUCUGUGCGCCCAGCGGCAAUGGCCUGGGUAAAGUCAUGCCCACCAAGUCGCCGCCGCCCCCCGGAGGGAGCAUGGGAAUGGGAGCCCGCAAGCCAGACCUGAGGGUUGUCAUCCCUCCGUCAAGCAAAGGGAUGAUGCCCCCGCUGAACACCCAGAGGAUAAGCAGCUCCCAGUCGACCCAGCCGCUGGCCACUCCAGUGGUAUCUGUUACCACACCCAGCUUACCUCCACAAGGCCUGGUCUACUCAGGCAUGCCCACCUCCUACAACCCUGCUGAGUAUUCCCUGAGCAGUGCAGAGCUUUCCUCCCUGCAGGGUUUCAGCUCUCCCGGGCUCUCACUGGGCUCCAUGUCAGCAUGGCAACAGCAUCAACUGGGCCAAGCGGCACUUAAUUCUUUGGUCAGCGGCGGAGGGCACCUACCUCAAGGCUCCAACCUCUCCAUCAGCACGAGCCAGAGCAUCAACAUUAAGUCGGAACCCAUCUCGCCACCGCGAGAGCGCGUCACCCCCUCCGGCUUUCCACCCCAGCAUCAGCCGCCGCCGCCGCACCCUCAACAGCAGCAGCAGCAGGGCCCCGGCCGGCAACAGGAGGGUCUGGGACGCUCACCCGCCGACAGCCUCAGCUCCUCCUGUAGCUCCUACGACGGCAGCGACCGCGAGGACCACCGGGCAGACUUCCACUCGCCCCUCGGCCUGGGCAGAGCGCCGGCGACCGGUGACAGGGAAAGCCCCUCGGUCAAGCGCCUGCGCAUGGAAUCCUGGGUGACAUAGAACCGCCGGCAGGUGUGAAGCAGGCAAGCGCAAAGGGUCCUUCUAACGAAUGAUAUCAUAAUUCAACAAGCCCGGGUUCAGUUUGUCAAUGAAAGCAGGUACUGACUGUCAGACGGGAACAGAGAGGCGUUCGGAGACAAACACAUUACAAUAGAUUGUUUGUAGCCAUCUGACAAUUAUAUUAUGUAGUUGCUGUUGCGCUGUUGUGUUCGCAAACAAUCAGAGCAGGCUGAGGGCCAUGUUUUUUUUGUUUUGUUUUUGUUUUGUUUUUUUUUUGUUUUUUAGAAUCGUGAUGUAAACACACACAUAUGUCUUUAUGUCAAGUGGCCUCUAAUUUAUUGAUGUUGAGAAUGUGGAGUGGAGGGAAAAUAUCAAAUGAAGGAAUCGGUUGCAAAAACAGCGUCGUGUCCACCACGUUGCUGAUUAGGGGACAUAUUAUGGGAAACGGACUUUUGAAUUGCUUUAGCAGUAAUCCCCCCUACGCCAUUCGCAGAGCGGAGGCGCGGAUCACUGAAAAAAGAAAACCUCAAAUUUUUUUAGUGAGUAACCAUAUUAAUAGUUUAAAAUGUAAAUAUACUACGACUAUGAAACUAUGUUCCAAAACCUUUUCAUGUCACUUCAAGCACAUCGUAAAACAUUACCCUUAAAAAGAAAAGGCUUAGAAUGGAUUUGGUUUAACAAAAAAAAUAAA